AUGAUAUAUUUUAAAAUAGAUAAUAAUGGUGCAUGGGAAGUAGUUAGGCAUAGGACAGAACAUAAUCAUAGUUUCAGUCCUCCAGAACAGGUGCAUCAUGUGCGUUCCCAAAGAGGGAUAACAAAUGAAGAAGUGCAAUACCUUGUGCAUAUGAAGAGAAGAGGUGUAGGUGUUGCAGAAGCUUAUAAGUGUAUAAGGGUAGAAGCUACAAGUUCCCCUGCACUUGGUUUUAGUUUAGAGGAUGCAUAUAAUGUUGUUGCUAGAGCAAUGAGGAAACAAUUCGAUGGUUGUGAUGCAAACACGCUAAUUAAUAUAUUUAAGCAAAGACAAGCUAAUGAAGAGGAUUUUUAUUGGGAUUUUGAAGUGGACCUUGAUUCAUCUUUAACGAGUUUUUUUUGGAGGGAUAAGAAAAUGAAAGAGGAUUACAUGGUUUUUGGAGACUUAGUGGUACAUGACACCACAUAUAGGACAAAUAAGUAUGACCUUAUUUGUGGUCCAUUUGUGGGAAUGAAUAGUCAUGGACACAAUUGUAUGUUUGGUUGUGGAUUUAUCUUGAAUGAAAGAACUUGCUCUUUUGAAUGGUUGUUCACCACUUUUUUGAAGUCAAUGGAAGGUCUAUACCCUAAAACAUUCAUGACAGAUCAGUCAUUCGCCAUGAAUUCAGCUAUACAAAGUGUGUUCCCUGGAGUUACACACAGAUUGUGCAUAUGGCACAUAGGUGAAAAUUCUAGAGCACAUAUCAGAGACUUAAGACAAAAGGAUGGGUUUAUGGAUGUCUUUGAUCGAGUGCUGAAAAAAUGUCAUACUCCAUUAGAAUUUGAAUACUUUUGGAACAAGAUGACAACAGAUUUUAAAUGCAAUGAUAAUGCAUGGCUAAAUAGAUUAUAUGAGCUUAAAUACAAGUGGAGCAGGGCUUAUACAAAAGAUGUUUUUUCUGGAGGCAUAUUAUCAUCACAAAGAAGCGAAUCUACAAAUAAUGCCUUAAGUCACAGGCUUCAUAAAAGCAACAGUUUAUAUGACUUUUACAAUAAUUUUUGUGAAGUCAUUGGGGGAAUGGAGAAAAUAUACACAAUAAACGCAUACAAACCAUUUGAGACAAAGUUUUUGAGAGGAAUGACACAUAAGCAUGAGCUUAGAUCCGAGGAAGAUAGGAUUCUGGUUUAUAUUGUUUGGAUUCCGGGCUACGAUUACAUUGGGAAUCUUGUAACCUAUGAUAUCAGUAACAACAAUGUUUGUUGUACUUGUAAGAGGUUUGAAGAAUUUGGAAUAUUAUGCAGACAUGUAUUAAGAACAUACCAUGUGCAUUGUGUGGAAGACAUACCAAGUACAUACAUAUUGAAUUGCUAUUCCCGUGAUACAAAGCCUAAGCCUACAAAUGAAUCUGGAAAACCACCCUAG
Molecule: messenger RNA, 1398 nt
Organism: Chenopodium quinoa (quinoa)
Lineage: Eukaryota; Viridiplantae; Streptophyta; Magnoliopsida; Caryophyllales; Amaranthaceae
Product: protein FAR1-RELATED SEQUENCE 5-like
Exons: 3
Coding region: 1-1398 (465 amino acids)
Biological process (GO): regulation of DNA-templated transcription
Molecular function (GO): zinc ion binding
Source: RefSeq, a predicted model, not a curated record